This is a messenger RNA of Nymphaea colorata (pocket water lily), 5091 nucleotides long. RefSeq lists its product as uncharacterized. Lineage: Eukaryota; Viridiplantae; Streptophyta; Magnoliopsida; Nymphaeales; Nymphaeaceae. Gene Ontology annotation, cellular component: cytoplasm. Gene Ontology annotation, molecular function: ATP binding; protein kinase activity; protein binding. The transcript has 9 exons. The record is from RefSeq and is a predicted model, not a curated record. Bases 458 to 4789 code for a protein of 1443 amino acids. Gene Ontology annotation, biological process: protein phosphorylation; signal transduction.
AGGAAUUCAAACACGAAGGGGAGAAAUGCCGACGAAAUAUCAGUGUACUGUGCUUGGUUUCUCAUUUGUUUUGAUUUAAAAUCGGCAGAUUUUAGUUGGGUUCGGCUUCCACACUGGGCACACGUAAUCAACUGAUUCCAGCUCCUUUCAGUCGGUAGUUUCUGAAUUUCUUCUUUCUUCAACUCCAACUGCACCUCCAAGUCACUAUUCAUAAGCAGAGUUCUCGCUGGCGCUGUGGGAAGCUUCCAUAAAUCGAUAAUUCAAUACGUAAUCAUAUUGUCCUCCCGUAGCAAUUGGAGAACUGGGGAUUUGGUUGCUUGGUAACUGGGAUGCUGCCCAUGAGGGAUAUGAUAAGGUUGAUUUUUGGAGCUAAUUCCUUUCAUGGGUAUGUAAAUGAAGAAGUUUUCAUGAUGUGAAAAAGUAGUUGAAUACCUCCGCACAACUCUGGUACCGAAGCAUGGAUUGGAAAAUGGUGCCUCCUCUCUCUGUCAGCUCAAACCUGAGACAGCUUGAUCGCACUUUUACGGGCACAGAAAGGCCAGCAAAUGUCUCCAUUCAGACGGGAGAAGAAUUUGUUUUGGGGUUCCUACAAGAGCGCGGAGCAUUUCCAAGAUCCUAUGAACCAUCUGCAUCAAGCUGCCAUAUUAUAGCCGAUGCAAUUGGUAGCAGCAAUCUGUCUUCUGAUUUGGUUGACAAGGCUGUGCUUGGUGUUCCCUUCAUGGGAUUCAAAGGUGCAUCCGAGCCUUUGACAGUUGCAGGAGAAACUAUGCUGCAUUCUAGAGUAUCAGGGAAUCAGGGAUAUCCUAGAUUUGCAAACAAAGUGAACAAAGAGUCAGCAGAAAAUGCAUUGAGAAAUUUGUCCGGUGAAGGCAGCAGUAGAGGUCAGGUUCAUCGCUUUCCUCUUACAGAUGGUUAUUCUGUUCUUGCUGAAUAUGGUUCUGAUGCCAGUGCUUCUGAUUCUGCUUCCGAGAAUUCAUUGUCGGGGAAGAUCAAGCUUAGGUGCAGCUAUGGUGGUAAAAUGUUGCCAAGGCCUUGUGAUGGAAAACUUAGAUAUGCUGGAGGUGAUACUCGAAUUGUAAGGAUUAAAAGAAAUAUUUCCUUUCAGGAAUUCAUGAAGGAAAUGUUGGCAGUUUAUAAUCAAGUCUGUCUGAUCAAGUAUCUGUUGCCUGAAGGGGAUUUCGAUGAACUCAUUUCUGUCAGUUCUGACGACGAUCUUCAGAACAUGAUGGAGGAAUGGAGUAGUAGUGCAGGAGAGGUUGAAAGCUCUCACAUGCCAAGGGUUUUUCUCUUUUCCCUGAGUGACCUAGAGUAUGUUAGUCUCAUCAACGGUCACCCCAGGUAUUAUAGUAGUCACUGUAACCAUUAUGUUGCAGCUAUUAACGGUUUAGCUGAACCUGGGUAUGGCACACAAGGUUUAGCUUCCACAACAAGAACUUAUUUGAAUGACACAGUCACUGUCAAUAGUGCAGGUGAGAGAGUUGAAUCACAUAUUGUUUCUUCUACUUCAGCAUCUGACAUGCUUCUGCCUGCAUCAAACGAACUCUUUCAUACUGCACCACCAAAUACUGCUGCAGAUGCUGCAAUUUCUUCCAAAGGGAUUCAGUAUGGUAUAUUGAAUCGACAGGAUUCAAAUAGACAAUUUUAUUUUGAAAAUGCACCUCAUUUUGUAUUUCACGAGCCUCAUUUACUCUCAUUUAUGGAUCCUCUUGUGACCGGCCACCAUAUGGACAGUAGAAAGGUAACACCAGCUGAACAAGUGAACAAGCUAAGUCAACGUUCUUACUGUCCACAUUUAAAAGAACCCCUACAAGUUGGUCCAUCUCAGAUGCUACUCUCUCCUCAUGUUUCUGAUUUUCCUGCCCCAUCCUGUCAAUUUAAGGAAGCACACUUUGGAGAGGAAGAUAUCAAACUUGAUGGUAGACCAGUUGCAGCUCAGGGAGAUUAUAAUACUAGUGGUUGGGACUCAGAAAACAGGGUUCAUCAUAUGAAUCAACAACAUGAUGGUGUGGCACUCACAGGCCAUAACACUGGGAACAAUGAUCUUCACUUAACUAAGCACUUGGGAGGAUUUCCACUUUCAAUUUAUCACAAAGCUGAUGAAGUCACAGUUGCUUCUACUCUGAAUGGAGGCACCAAGUCCUUAUCCUCAGAACACCCAAAGGCCUAUAGGCCUGAUCCUCGACCACCUCAUUCUGUCUAUGCCGGUCAAGCCCAUGAAGCUGAGGGUAAUCACCUUGAUGAUGAUUAUGGUGAUUCAUAUGGAAGGGUUAUUACUCAACAAGAAAAAAUUGAGACAAGGUAUAGCUAUUUUGAACCGACGAUGCUCCCGACGCACAUCUUUCAGUCUGGGAGGAUUAUGCAAGCACACAUGGAUUCACUGGCCAGAUUUUCAAAAUUUGAGGAUUCUGCUUGUUCUUCUAACUUGAUGCAUGUGCAGCAGUGGGAGCCUAUUAUGGAACCCACAACUGGUACGGUGCAUAGAGAAAUUUUUGGUGCAUUGCGGCCUUCUUCAGGAAUGGACCUUGUACUUGAGGGCAUAAUGAUGCACUCUCAACAACUUAAAACUUUUCCUGGGUCACUCACCCAAAAGGCAAAGCAUGAGAUGUUGGAGGCUCCCAGUUUGUCUCAAUUUCCUGAGGUCCCAGUUUGGAAGGAACCCAUGGUUGGUAACCACUUAUAUGACCUUGGAGAAUCUAGUGUGGAGUCUGAAAAAUCCUUUGCUGAAGCAGCACAUGAGCACACUAAGGAGGGAGGAGAUGCAAAAAAUGAAGUAGCGUUCUAUGUUGAGAAAUCCUCACUAGAACACCUGGUAACUACAGUGAGCAGCGAACAUCAUUUUGUGAAAAAGGAGCAAGUUCACCAAAAUGCUGCUGCACAUUUAUCAGAAACGGUGCCCAACAAUGCCUAUAAUGUUUCUAAGGAACACAACACUGAGAAACUCGAUCAUAAGAUCUCCAAUGAAGCUAAAGAAGGAAGGCUUGAGGGUAAUAGUUCCAAGGAAGGCAAAGCUCGACGGCAUGUGACAAAGAACGGGCCUCCACAUGUAAAAGAGAAAAAAGGUCUACUUCCCCCUCCAUAUAGACCAGAAACAUCAGACUCUCUUCAGCUUAAAGAGCAACCAUUUAUCAAUCAAAAGGCUCAGACAUCUCAUCUUAUAGAAACCAAAUCUGGAAGUGACAAUGCAUCCCAAUUAGAAUUUACUUCCAGCUUGUGUAAGAUGCUGUCUGGCCUGAAAAGGGAAAAAGAAACAGUAAAUAGACAUUUCCAUGCAUUAGUAAUGGAAGAGGAAUAUGCUGAAUUUAGUUCUCAGAUGCAUCAGCCAUGGGGAGUGGGAUCUGCUGAAGACGACAUCGUAAAUGUUAAAGCCGCACUUUCUCCAGGCAUUUCUCCUCUAUUCUUCAAAGAUUCUAAGGAAGAACUGUCAGGAACUGGUAUGAUGCAUAACAGUGAGGUUGGUGUAAGCUUGGCAGUGAAUAACCAAGAAUCAGAGAACUGGUCUUUCUGGAGACUGGCACAAGAGGAGUUCAACUGGAAAGAUAUACCACUUUUUGACCAGGAUACUGUGAUUUCUUCUGAUUCUGUGAGGGGUUGUGAAAUUGAAACCAGGACUUGCAAUUGUAUGCCAUUUCAGGCUGAUGGCAUGCCAUUGCACCUCCAUAUCCAAGGCCAUGAUAAGACAAUCCCUGAAGAUUCACCUGCUGCUAUUGGAAAUGAGGCCUCCACUUUGUUCAUGGGGGUCCAUCCUUCUCCAAAUGUCAUUACAGAUGUGGUGGAUAUGGAUACUAAAUGCGCAAGUGCUGAAGAUGCUGCUCACUGUUCCUACAUUGCUGGUGGUGAGGCACCAUCUGGUCUUGAACCGAAGGAUGGUGAAGCAGAAAAGGAGAAUGAUGGUGAGCUUAGAAUUGACCUUUCUCUAGAGGAGCUUGGCAUACACGAGUUGCAGAUUAUAAAGCGUGCUGACCUUGAGGAGCUGAGAGAACUAGGAUCUGGCACAUUUGGCACUGUCUAUCAUGGCAAAUGGAAAGGUUCAGAUGUUGCCAUUAAGCGAAUCAAGAGAAGCUCUUUCUUUGGGAGUUCAUCUGAUCAAGCACGCCUGAUCAGGGACUUCUGGAAGGAAGCAACCAUUCUUUCAAAACUCCAACAUCCGAAUGUUGUGACAUUCUAUGGAAUUGUAAAAGAUGGGCCUGGAGGAACAUUUGCCACAGUAACGGAGUACAUGGCGCAUGGCUCUCUUAAGGAUGUUUUGCAGCAGAAAGGCAGGUCCCUCGACCAACAGAAAAAACUCAAAUUUGCCAUGGAGACAGCAUUUGGUAUGGAGUAUUUGCAUUCAAAAAAUGUUAUCCAUUUUGAUCUCAAGUCUGAUAAUGUUCUGGUCAACCUGAGAAUUUGCAAGGUUACCGACUUUGGUAUGUCCAAAAUAAAAGAAAAUACAAUGGUUUCUGGGUGUAUGAAUGGAACCCUUCCAUGGAUGGCUCCAGAAUUACUAAAUGGAAAUUGCACUAAGGUCUCUGACAAGGUAGAUGUGUUCUCCUUUGGCAUUGUCUUGUGGGAAAUUCUAACAGGCGAGGAGCCUUAUGCUGAUAUCCCAGGUGGUGCAAUUAUUGGUGGGAUUGUAAACAAUACUCUAAGGCCACCAGUUCCAGACGGGUGUGAACCUGAAUGGAGGGCACUCAUGGAACAGUGCUGGUCUACCGAUCCUGCUUCUCGGCCUUCCUUCCCGGAGAUUGUUAAACGCCUGCGAAUGAUGUCUGAAAAGCUGGGAACUUCAGGCGAUAAGUCUAAACAAUAAAACGAUUUGUUGCUGUCCUCCAUCUGUUAUCUCCUGUGAAGCUGAUGCCCUCAGAAAAUGCCGUAUUCUCGUGUCAGCCUACCUUCGUCCACCUUUUCCGUUUUCUAAGUUGACAUGUGGUGUGCUUGUUCCUGUUUAGUCAACUUCCACGUAAAUAUUGAUUAGUGAUGGUGUUGUAGCCAAGGUCUCGUUGCCCGGAAAAUGUGGAACUCUGCUCACGUGUCUGUGCUCUGUUGUAAGUUUUGUGAUGACAAGAUUCUCCCUGUUAUUGGAGAGAUCCACCCAAUGAGAUAAAAGUUUUC